UCUGGGACAGAGCAAGGCUGAGGUUCGUGCUGGGGGAAGCCUGCCUCCCAUUGUGAUGGACUCCCUGCAGCCUCGCCGGGCUGGGCCCAUCACGUGCCCGGGAAGGUGCAAGGUCCAGCCGGGCAGGGAUCGCGGAGCCGAGGGAUGGCAGCCGGCUGCGACAUGAAGCUCCUGCUCUCCCUCCUGGGCAUCCUGCAGCUCCUGGGUGCCACCACUGCCGUGUACAAGCAGUGGAUCCCCAACACCAAUUUUGAAACUGCCUCCAACUGGGAUAAAGGCAGAGUCCCCUGUGCCAGGGAUGUGGUUCACUUUGAGAAGGACAAGGUUGUCUCGGUGUUCGUCAGGUCUCCCCACGCGCUGACAGACAUGUACCUGCCCCUGAACGGAGAAUUCGUGCUGGCAGCUGGUGCAGCCUUCACAGCUUUCGACGGCAGCUGGGAUCCAGGCUGUGACUCAGGUAGUGGAGCAGCGAGGUUCGCUGACGCUGAGCACCGCGCGUGGUUCGACCCCACGCUGUGGCGGGAUGUCCGUCCCGGCGGGGCGCUCAGGCCGAGCGCGCCCCUCUUCUCCGUGCAUGAGGAGCGCGUCCCGUGCCGCCACGAUGAUGUUAUCUUCCAGCCAGAAACCUCCUUCCGGGUAAACACCGACUCAUCGCAGCCCGUGAUUCACCUCCGCAGCAUCUCUGUCAUGGGCCAGGAGCUGAGCACCCCAUCAUCCUGGGCUGAGUACCUGGAGGGCCCCUCUGCCCCGCUGCAGUUUCAUGGCAAUGGCACUCUCCAGGUGACAGGCACUGGCUGUCCUGAUAAGUCUGGCUGUGCCUGCGGGAACACCCUGGAUGGCCCCCGCAUCUGCGCAGCCCUGCUCAGGGCAUCAGGGAGCCAGUGCCCAGAGCCAGCGUGCCAGAGCCCUUUGCAGCCCCUUGGCCACUGCUGUGGGGUCUGUGGGGCCACCAUUAACCUGGAUUUCACUCCUGAUUUUGACCUGCAGAAGUACCAGGACAAAUUGGUCCAAGAGUUGCUGAGCCAGCCCAAAUACGCUGGCGUGCAGAUGGCCAUAUCCAAGGUGCACAGAGCACAGACCUUCCUGGGCGUCGUGUCCCGAAGCGCCGCUCCUCUCAUCCAGAUCGUGCUGAUUGAUGACAGAGAGGGAGUGCAGGCGGGCACCGCUGCGGAGCAGCUGGCAGCAGACAUCAUGCAGAGCAUAGCACAGCACGGUGAAGCUCUCGGCAUUUCAAGUGGCAAAAUGGAAGUGGCCACUGGCAGCACUGCCAGCGGGCACGUGGGGAGCCUCCCAGUGAGCAGGAUCACAGCAGGGACAGUCAUGGGGCUACUCUUCAGUCUCCUGCUCCUUGGAGGGAUCCUCUUUCUCUACAGAAGGGGAAAGCUGAGGAUUCCUGCUCUGCGCCAGACCCACCCCUGGCAGAGAAUGGAGGAGCCAGCGUCCCCUGCACCAGCCAGUGACAAAGGCUUUGACAACCCCGUGUUCAGCGUGGAGCCUCCAGAUGUUGACCUUGGAGAAGUGAUACCCAAAGAUCUCCAGGUGUUCUACCUCAACCCUCUGUACGAUGCCAGUGAGACAGAGACCUGAUGGUGUGGACUCAUGCUGGGGGUAGACACCACUCUCUUGGGGAUAUCACCACCUCUCCAACCCUCACAGCUCCUCACAGUCCCUCACAUCACUCCUGCUGGGAUUCAAGCCAGAAGCAGAUCCCACCUGAAUAAAAAUGUCUGUGCAGUGAAGGAAACCAUAGCAAACCUUCACUGCUGGGACUCAGUCACAUGGA
Messenger RNA from Passer montanus (Eurasian tree sparrow), 1783 nucleotides. It is a transcript of the gene AMN, whose product is annotated as amnion associated transmembrane protein. The transcript has 12 exons. Gene Ontology annotation, biological process: receptor-mediated endocytosis; intracellular protein localization. NCBI's taxonomy places the organism in Eukaryota, Metazoa, Chordata, Aves, Passeriformes, Passeridae. Bases 145 to 1587 code for a protein of 480 amino acids. The record is from RefSeq and is a predicted model, not a curated record. Gene Ontology annotation, cellular component: endocytic vesicle; apical plasma membrane.